ACUCACGCACUCCCGCGCCCUCGCUGAUCCCGCGUCGGAGCUCCGCCACGCGCGCCUUGCCAGCCCGCCGGCCGCCCCCGCCGCCCCCGUGCCCCGAUGGACUGAAUGAAGGCUGCCUACACCGCCUAUCGAUGCCUCACCAAAGAACUAGAAGGCUGCGCCAUGAACCCGGAGCUGACAAUGGAAAGUCUGGGCACUUUGCACGGGCCGGCCGGCGGCGGCAGCGGCGGGGGCGGCGGCGGGGGCGGCGGGGGCGGCGGCGGGGGCCCGGGCCAUGAACAGGAGCUGCUGGCUAGCCCCAGCCCCCACCACGCGGGCCGCAGCGCUGCUGGCUCGCUGCGGGGCCCGCCGCCGCCACCGCCAGCGGCGCACCAGGAGCUGGGCACGGCGGCAGCGGCGGCAGCGGCGGCGUCGCGCUCGGCCAUGGUCACUAGCAUGGCCUCGAUCCUGGACGGCGGCGACUACCGGCCGGAGCUCUCCAUCCCGCUCCAUCACGCUAUGAGCAUGUCCUGCGACUCGUCCCCGCCUGGCAUGGGCAUGAGCAACACCUACACUACGCUGACGCCUCUCCAGCCGCUGCCGCCCAUCUCCACCGUGUCGGACAAGUUCCACCACCCGCAUCCGCACCACCACCCGCACCACCACCACCAUCACCACCACCAGCGCCUGUCGGGCAACGUCAGCGGCAGCUUCACCCUCAUGCGCGACGAGCGCGGGCUCCCCGCCAUGAACAACCUCUACAGCCCCUACAAGGAGAUGCCUGGCAUGAGCCAGAGCCUGUCCCCGCUGGCUGCCACGCCGCUGGGCAACGGGCUGGGCGGCCUCCACAACGCGCAGCAGAGCCUGCCCAACUACGGGCCGCCGGGCCACGACAAAAUGCUCAGCCCCAACUUCGACGCGCACCACACUGCCAUGCUGACCCGCGGUGAGCAGCACCUGUCCCGCGGCCUGGGCACCCCGCCCGCGGCCAUGAUGUCGCACCUCAACGGCCUGCACCACCCGGGCCACGCUCAGUCCCACGGGCCGGUGCUGGCGCCCAGCCGCGAGCGGCCACCCUCAUCGUCGUCGGGCUCGCAGGUGGCCACAUCCGGCCAGCUGGAGGAGAUCAACACCAAAGAGGUGGCCCAGCGCAUCACCGCGGAGCUGAAGCGCUAUAGCAUCCCGCAGGCGAUCUUCGCGCAGAGGGUGCUGUGCCGGUCUCAGGGGACUCUCUCCGACCUGCUCCGGAAUCCAAAACCGUGGAGUAAACUCAAAUCUGGCAGGGAGACCUUCCGCAGGAUGUGGAAGUGGUUGCAGGAGCCUGAGUUCCAGCGCAUGUCCGCCUUACGCCUGGCAGCGUGCAAGCGCAAAGAGCAAGAACCAAACAAAGACAGGAACAAUUCCCAGAAGAAAUCCCGCCUGGUGUUCACCGACCUCCAACGCCGAACACUCUUUGCCAUCUUCAAGGAGAACAAACGCCCAUCUAAAGAGAUGCAGAUCACCAUUUCCCAGCAGCUGGGCCUGGAGCUCACGACCGUCAGCAACUUCUUCAUGAACGCCCGACGCCGCAGCCUGGAGAAGUGGCAGGACGACCUGAGCACAGCAGGCUCUUCAUCCACCUCCAGCACUUGUACCAAAGCAUGAUGGUAGGACUCUCAGCUGGGCACAAGUCACCUCCAACGAGGACAACCAAUACCAAAAGAAAACACAAAGGAAAAAGACACCGGAUUCUUAGCCGGGGCCCUUCACUGGUGAUUUGAAAGCACAAUUCUCUUGAAAAGAAACUUCUAUUCUAGCUGUAAUCAUAGGCCAGGUGUUCUUGUUUUGUUUUGUUUUGUUUUUAAUGGCUAUGGAGUCCAAGUGCAAGCUGAAAAUGAAUCUCUUUGAACCGGACACUGUCCUCUGAGCAUGCUAAACAUCCCAUAAACUCAAAUGGGGCCUUCCUGGAGCAAGUUCAUUUCAGGGUGGUGUCAGCCAAGCUCCGGAUUGCUUAAAACGCCAACAGUCCCAAUUCAAGUCCUAUCAACCUCUUGCAGUCAGAGUUCCCACAAAUAACAGUGGGAAUUUGGCCUGAGUUUGGGCUCCGAAAAUGCUACAAUGAGAUGAGAAUCUAGCAACCAGAAUGACCUCAUUUGCUUUCCAAAUGCUUAGCCUCAUCACACCAUAGUACACCAAAGUUCACAGUGAUGACAUAAAAAAAAAAAAAUCAGAUUGAUAAUUACUGAGCACAAGUUUUAAAUAAGGAAGUUUUAAAAAAAGAAAUCCAAGGACCUGUUUUUUCAACUCAGGCAUCUUUUCAUUGAAUGGUUUAAAACGCUUUAAGUUGAUCCAGUUUACAAUUUUCUUUUCCUUACCUCCUGGAAAUCUCACUUGGUCUUGGAUCCAUCAAAACAACAAAUCAGUUCACUUGAGCUCAAAGUAUCAAGCACAACGAAGAUAAGCAGAGAAGUAAGGAAGGUUCUGGAUUUACUGCAUCUGGAUAUUCAAGAUGCCGAUUGUGAAGUCAUUAGGGAAUCGUUGGGAAUAUGGCUUCAAGCACAUUUUGCAGUUUGCUACAAAUUCUGUUUGUACAUAAUGCAGACGCACACUCAGGAGGCCAAUUUAACUGUUACGGUACAUGGAGCAAAUGCAGCAUUUUAAAAGAUCUAGAUUUUUUUAGAUCAUUAAUGUAUCCUUCUUGGUUGUUAGUCACCUGGUUCCUCCUAUUGUGCAUUCUGACCACCAGGUAAUUCAUUCUCACUCUUUCAAAUUUGGGUUGUUCUCUCCUCCAUCCCAUUGGUAGGGACAUUUUCAGUGUUUUCUAGCAAGAAAAAAGUAAUUCAAACCGCCGUACAUGUUAUCACGACUGUCAUCUAGUCCUAAAUCUCUUCCAUUGUUGAGUCAUCCUAGCAAAACAGCUGAAUAAAACUGGAGAAAACACAGCACACCAAAGAAGCAGAAUACUGCAAACCAAAGACAUUUAUUACUUGCCAUUUUCUAGCCUAAAAAUACUGUGAUUACUUUUAGAAAUCAGAAAACCUCUGCAACUCCGAAUGGCAUUCAGCUCUUGCAUUUGGCUCACCAUCAGGCUGAGCGGACCGGCUACGCCAAGGACGUUAGCCAUGCCACCCAGGGAGUGGCUUUGCCAUGCCAGCUCUGGUUCCUGGCUGUCACCUUCCCACAGCAAGCGGGAGAGCGCCCACAGAACUCGGGGAGAUUGCGACGGUCACUAUGUGCAUAUUUACCAGUGAAUGGCCCCAGGUGGGCAUCAUGGGGGUGUUCAAAGCAAGGCAAACGCUGCAAUGAUUCUUGACAGACCUUUGAGACUGACUUUUUUAUGAAUUACUUAAUCGAAACCAAAGAAACUUUUUCUGCACCUACUUCUGCAACAAACAGAACUGUCCCAUUAAGAUGAAUAAAUAGGUAAACACGUAAAUCAGUGAAAAUCACCACCAACAAGAAGGAAGCACGCCAGAAAAAAACAAAAACAAAACCAAAAAAAAAAAAAA
Rhinolophus ferrumequinum (greater horseshoe bat) is the source of this 3467-nucleotide messenger RNA. It is a transcript of the gene ONECUT2, whose product is annotated as one cut homeobox 2. The transcript has 2 exons. Gene Ontology annotation, molecular function: RNA polymerase II cis-regulatory region sequence-specific DNA binding; DNA-binding transcription factor activity, RNA polymerase II-specific. Gene Ontology annotation, biological process: regulation of transcription by RNA polymerase II. Lineage: Eukaryota; Metazoa; Chordata; Mammalia; Chiroptera; Rhinolophidae. Gene Ontology annotation, cellular component: nucleus. The record is from RefSeq and is a predicted model, not a curated record. Bases 106 to 1623 code for a protein of 505 amino acids.